This is a messenger RNA of Cornus florida, 5876 nucleotides long. RefSeq names its product protein ESSENTIAL FOR POTEXVIRUS ACCUMULATION 1-like. Gene Ontology annotation, molecular function: protein binding. NCBI's taxonomy places the organism in Eukaryota, Viridiplantae, Streptophyta, Magnoliopsida, Cornales, Cornaceae. The record is from RefSeq and is a predicted model, not a curated record. The transcript is spliced from 11 exons. Bases 789 to 5594 code for a protein of 1601 amino acids.
AACUAUUCUGGGUCUGUUUUUUCCCCAUUUUUAUUGGGUUUGAUCUGUUAAUUCCAUUGUUUCGAUCGUUCAGUGAUUGCUGGUAUGUUAGGGCUUGUUGAUCUGAAUGUAUUCGAAUUUUUGGGUCACUUCAAUUGGAUUUUUUUUAUUUUGUUAAUAACAUCAUUUUUGAAUUUUAGGGUUUUGAAUUGUUGGGAGGUAUUAAAUUUGUAGCGUUUUCGACUUUGUUUGUUGGUGGUAUUUCAGAUCAGGUGACUUUUGGUUAUGGUCUGCCCAUUUUUUAUUCUUUUAUAAUUACUUAAUACUCACAUUGAUUUGUUUUUGUUAUCCUCUACAGUAUAAUAAUAUAUAUAUAUUUUUGAAUGGUUUAUUUCUUUGCAAAUGUUUUUGGGCAAUCAAAAACACUAUGUUGCAAUGUUUCAAAUUAUAUUUUGCUUAUUUUACCUCGGAAAUUUUCUUAAUUUUUAGUAUCUUUGAUAUUAUAAUCGAUAUUCUGUUGGUUAUUAGAAAAAUUCUCUGCUUGUAUUAGCUUUUCCUGAGCGAAUCUGAUAGUCUUCUUGAUUUUCUCUUUCCUGUUGUUCCAAAGGGCCAGUUAAUUAGUGACCUCUACUCGUCUUUUUGUGAUGUCUUCUGGUAACAAAACUCCUACUGAUGAGCAUGGAAACGAGUUUGUGCUAGACUGUCUCAGUAUUUAAAUAAAUACCAGUUCAUUUAACUUGAUGAUUCCACAUGCAACUUUUUGCUGCUGAGUGGAAGCCUCGGGAAGGAAUGAUGAGGAAAAGGUGCUGAUGGGGUCGCUUGACGAGUCAAAAGAUCAAGCAGGAUCAGAAAGCAGCAUUCCUUUGUCUCCCCAAUGGCUAUAUGCUAAACCAAUUGAGACUAAGAUGGAAAUGCGGUCACCCAGUUCUCUAUCUCUUGGAAAUCCUGCGGAUCCCAAUCAGAAGGAGGGAUGGCGUACAGACGGACCUGAUGAAAAACGAGAUUGGAGGAGAACCACUACUGAACCUGAGAGCGGCCGCCGCUGGCGUGAAGAAGAAAGGGAAACUGGCUUACUUGGUAGAAGAGAUCGCAGGAAAGGGGAUCGUCGUGUUGAAAGCACUUCAGCCAGAGAAACCACGGAUAUUAGAGCUUUGCCUUCUUCUGACAGGUGGCAUGAUGCUAGUAAUCGCAAUACUGGGCAUGAAAUGCGGCGUGAUAGCAAAUGGUCAUCUAGGUGGGGUCCUGAGGACAAAGAUAAGGAAUCUCGGACCGAAAAGAGGACAGAUUUAGAGAAGGAAGAUGCUCACAAUGACAAUCAAACAUUUUCUGGUAGCAAUCGUGUGGUUCCUGAGCCCUCAGAUUCUCGUGACAAGUGGAGGCCACGCCAUAGAAUGGAGGGAAAUUCUAGUGGACAAGGUUCCUACCGUGCUGCACCUGGAUUUGGACUUGAGAGGGGUCGGGUGGAGGGUUCGAAUACGGGGUUCACUAUAGGACGCGGACGAUCUAGCACAUCUGUUGUAAGACCUUCAUCUGCGGGUCCCAUUGGCGCUGCUCAUUUGGACAAGAAUGAAGGUGUUCCUGGAAAACUGAGCCUAUUAGCUGAUAGAUUUUGUUAUCCAAGGGGGAAGCUUCUUGACAUUUAUCGCAGGCAGAAACUGGACCCAUCUUUUGCUACCAUUCCUGACCAGCUGGAGGAAGUCCCUCCAAUAUCGCAAGUAACUGUUAUUGAACCAUUAGCUUUUGUAGCUCCUGAUGCAGAAGAGGAGGCUAUCCUUGGUGAUAUAUGGAAGGGAAAAAUCACCAGUAGUGGGGUAUUGUACAACUCAUUUAGGAAGGAAAGAUCAACUGAUAAUUUUACAGGCAUUGGAGACUUGGAAUUUACCAAUGGAAAACAGGGUAGCCUCCCCUCAAUGAUGACUGAAAAGACUGUUGAUACCUUCCGAGAAGCUGCUGCUGCUGAUGUAUAUCAAGCUGAUGUUGAUGGCACCUUGUACAAUGAUGGUCCUAUGACGAAUUUGAUAUCUGGAGAUAAGCGAGAAGGGGAACAUGAAUUUUCUGCGACUAUUAUAGGGAUGCAUAGAGAUGAAUUAAUACAAAAGAUUUCAAAUAGUAACAAUGUUUACAGUGCACAAGAUACAGGUGGUGUUUACUCCGAUGCUUCUCAGCUAAAAGUUGCAGAUUCUGCUUUUCCUGAACAUCCUCUUAAUGAUGAUGACAUUAAGCCUGCUGCUUCCUUUGACAUCAGCACCAAGCUUCCAGAUGAUUCAAAUUCUUUAUUUGUUAUGUCAUCUCCUGAGCUGAAUUGGAGUGACAGUAUCCGGCACUUGGAGAACAGCAGCAAAGAAAAACUGUUAGAAAGGAGUAUCCCGCCCGAGGAGUUGAGUUUGUUCUAUUGUGAUCCUCAAGGAGAGAUACAGGGACCGUUUCUUGGGGUUGACAUCAUUUCAUGGUUUGAGCAAGGGUUUUUUGGGGCAGAUUUGCCUGUCCGCUUGGAAGAUGCUCCAAAAGGAACACCUUUUCAAGAAUUGGGUGAGGUCAUGCCACAUCUAAAACUUAGAGAUGGGCAUGGUAGCGCCGAUCUAAGUUCUAAGAUACAACAGCUUGGAGCAUUGGAAGGGAACGAGUCUGCUUUACCUGCUUCUACUCCUGUUCCUGACAUGUUUCAUUCAUCUGAACUAAAUAACCAGUCUUGGCAGUUGCCUGAAUUUGUUGGUUUGCCAGCGCAGCAUGUUCAGUCAAGAAUAUCUGAGAAUGAAGGUUCUUUGCAGCUCUCGUAUUCUGAGGGUCAAAGAUUUCAUAAUUCCUCCGCCCAAGAUGAAGAGAUUGUGUUUCCAGGAAGACCAAGUAGCGGCAAUCCAAUUGGGAAAACUUCUAGGAGCCUUAAUGAUCCUUCUGCUGAUCCCAUUAACAAUGCUUCUAUUCCAACUGAAUUUUCGGAACUUGGCAUGCCAAAUCAGAAUGAUAGCAAGUUUCAUCCUUUUGGGUUGUUGUGGUCUGAGCUUGAAGGAACUCAUGCAAGACGUAACCAGUUAUCAGUUAUGCCCGCUAACAGUGGUGUUCAGGAUCAACUUAUAGAGUCUAUGUCCGGAAGAGUUGGCCCAUUUGAUGUGAUGGCUAAUUCAACACGUGCUGCAGAGACAUGGUCUGAUGCCUAUAGAAGAAACACACUUUCUGAGCACGACUUGUAUCAAGAUGCCAUGGAUGCUCGCCGGUUGUCACAUAUGGACCAAGAAUCUAACCACUUUGAUUUAGCAGAAAAGCUUUUGCCACAACAGUGUCAACAACAGAUCCAUCAGCGUAAUAUGUUGUCUCCUCAUCCUCACUUGAACGAAUUGUUAUUGGAACAAGUACCAAGUCAGAAUUCUAUCCACCACCAACAGCUGGCCACUCAAAUGGGGCCUGACCUGGAACACUUUUUGGCCCUUCAGCUGCAGCAGCAGCAGCAGCAGCGGCAGCGGCAGCUUCAACUCCAACAACAUCAUCAAUUGCAGCAACAGCAAAUUCUGUUGCAGGAGCAACAGCAGUCUCAAGCUCGGCAGCUGCUGCUUGAACAAUUGGUGCAGAGCCAAAUGCAUGAUCCUGGGCGUGGACAGUUUCACGUUGAUGCUGUGAGAGGCAAUAAUGCUCUUGAUGAGCUUUUAUUAAAGCAGCACAUUCUACAAGAACUACAACAGCGUUCUCAUCAUCCUCCAAGGCAUGCUGAUCCAUCCUUUGAGCAUCUUCUUCAAGCUAAAUUUGGUCACAUGCCACAUCAAGGGCACCAAGGUGAUUUAUUGGAGCUUGUAUCACGUGCAAAGCUUGGACAGAUGCAUUCUUUGGAACAACAGUUUCUUCACCAAGAGCAAUUGCAAGCGAGGCAGUUACCUAUGGGAUUGAGGCAGAGGGCAAAACUAGAAGAAGAGAGGCUUAUCGGUUCUGGCUGGCCUGUUGAUGAAUCCAAUCAGUUUAACAGAAGUCCUGCUGGUACUCACCGAGAUCAAUAUGCUGGGGUUGGCCCACUAGAUUUUUAUCAGCAACAACAGAGACUGUCCUCUGAGGAGCAGCUGAGUCGUCUUGAUCGGAAUCUUUCAUUGCAAGAUCAAUUCCAGCGAGGCUUUUAUGACCCUUCGUCACUGCCAUUUGAGCAUUCGUUGUCUUUGCCUGUUCGUGCUCCUGGAAUGAACCAGGAUGUUGUAAAUGCUGUAGCUCGUGCUCAAGGUUUUGAUAUGGAGGAACCUAGUGCACGAAUGCACUCUGCUGGUCAAGUUGGUGGGCUCUCCUCUGGUUUUCACUCUCACCACCCUUUGGUUUCCAACCAGUAUCAUUCUUCACAUUCAGAUAUGAUGGAAGGCCACUGGUCUGAGAGCAACGGUCAACUACCAAAUGACUGGAUGGAAUCACGGAUUCAACAAUUGCAUCUUAAUGCUGAGCUGCAGAAAAGGGAGUCAGAAGUCAGAAUGACUAAUGAAGAUCCAAGUUUAUGGAUGUCAGGUGGAACAAAUGAUGAUCGUUCGAAGCGGUUGCUUAUGGAAUUACUUCAUCAGAAAUCAGGCCAUCAGUCAACUGAACCAUUCGAUAUGAGCAGUGGUGUAUCCUAUGAUAGAAAGGCCUCUUCUGGUCCUUUUAAUGGGACAAGAUCUUCAAAUCAGCCCUUCAGUUUUCUGUCAGAUCAGGAAGCAGGGGCGAACAGCUUGUUCUCUGUAGGGUCCUAUGGUUCUAAUUCAGGUGGACCACCACAGGUGGGUUUAGUGGAUGAGAAAGCUAAUAGUAUGGAAAGCAGUGAAAGAUUGCCCCUUAGGUCCAAUUCUGGAUCAUUGAUUUUAGGAGAUAAAUUCUUUUCGAGUGCCAAUGAAACUUCUCAGGCAAUUUAUACAAACUCCAACAUGAUAGGCAAGUCAUCUAUGGAAAGAGACUUCUUAGACGUGGAGGGGAAGAGCCAAGGAUUCAAAAGUGACGGUGGCAUGAUAAAGGGGCUAGCUUCAGAAUUUCAAGAAGGUGCUGAGCAGGCAGGUUUGGCUUCUAUAGAUUGUAAAGAAAUGUCAGUCAAUAUCACUGGCAGGCAUGCUUCACUUGGUGUUGCUGGCUUCUAUAACGACAAGAUUGGGCUAUGUGAUCCUUUUGCAGAAGAGAUUGCUAAGGACCGAGUAUCAAUUGUCCCAUCCAAAGGGUCGGACAAUCUUUUGCUAAAACGUCCUCCUGUCUCAGGGGCUUCAUCACCCCAGGAAGGAUCGUCUGAGCUGUCCUCCGAUCCAGUCAUGAGAGGGAAAAAUCCUCCGGUGACGGUUCCUUCUGAAGGGAGAAGACGGGACCCUGGAGGAAAUCCAGCAAACCAAGUUCCUCCUGACACAUCGGCAUCUGUCAAGAAAGACACGCGGUUCCGGCGAACCUCAUCUUGCAGUGAUACUGAUGUCUCAGAGCCAUCAUUCAUCGACAUGCUGAAAAGCAAUGCUAAGAAGCCAGCACUUCCGGACAGUCGUGCAACAUCAGGAGUGCCCGAGUCAACAGAUGCAACACAGGCAGGCCGGGCUGGCAAAAAGAAAGGGAAGAAGGGGAAGCAAAUCGAUCCAGCUCUUCUCGGAUUCAAGGUCACCAGUAAUCGUAUCUUGAUGGGUGAGAUCCAACGUGUAGAAGAUUAAUGCCUCUUAUUUUGUAAAGCCGAUUUCUUUUGAAAAUGUACAGUAGUUUAAAUUCACUGUGAAGCAUUUGCAGAUGAAAAUUCUUUGAUUUUUUUACCCAUUUGCAUCUGAUUUGUGAUGAUGGGCUAGGAGAUGGGAAAAGCUUAGUAUUAGAGAAAUCAAUGCCAUGGUAGGUAGAGGAUGUACAGGCUAACAAUUUUGUAACGGUGGGUUAUCAAUGAAAGAGAAUCAUGUAUACAAAACAUGUAAUUAUGCUCCUAUGGCCUUUUUAUCUUCUCACCA